This is a messenger RNA of Aspergillus aculeatinus CBS 121060, 1800 nucleotides long. RefSeq lists its product as uncharacterized. Gene Ontology annotation, biological process: transmembrane transport; metal ion transport. Gene Ontology annotation, molecular function: metal ion transmembrane transporter activity. The transcript is spliced from 5 exons. Lineage: Eukaryota; Fungi; Ascomycota; Eurotiomycetes; Eurotiales; Aspergillaceae. Gene Ontology annotation, cellular component: membrane. The coding region runs from base 1 to 1800 and encodes 599 amino acids. The record is from RefSeq and is a predicted model, not a curated record.
AUGAGCCCCAAGACUUUGAAGCCUGCCAGCCUUAUUAUAUUCGAGUUUCGCCUUGUACCGGCCCCGGGCAUCCGUCGCGCGGCAUCUGCCAAGAUCUCGAUUCGAUUCUCUUCUGGCUCCGGCUCAGCACCACCACCACAUGUCCGCGCGAUCGCCCCAGAUGGACGGCUCCUGCUUGGCCAUUCUUCGACACCCGAUCAAACUUUCACAACCAUAACGUCGUCUAAUGGUCGGCCAGAGGUCGAAGUGGAGGGCACGAGCCCUCUUGGGGGCGACAACAACAACAACAACGCUGUGGUGUGGACCUUUCGCGAUGUUGCGGACAGCCAAGAUGGGAUGGCAGUAUUCUUCCAAACCGCAUUGCUUGUCGAAAGAGAAUCAGACGAGGUUUUCCACGCCCAAUUACAAUUCGGAACGGUGUCGUUGGGAAUCGCUGCCGUUCGUCGCGAGGAAAGAAGCCAACCCAAACAAAUCAUCCUUGACCCGCAUGCCCCUCCUUUAUCUCUACCAAGUAAAAUUGAUACCAGCAGCAUUGAUGUCGGCAAUCUAGGAAAUGUUGAUAUCUCCUCGCUGAUCAAGUUUCGCAAGCUCGAUUCAACUGCUCUGUAUCCUGUGCGAGAGAUUCUGGACAAUAUUACUUCUGACGCAGGGCAGUCGAGCACGCUGCAGAACAUUGAAUCGCGAUACUAUGAGUUCUGGAGCACACCGUCUACUGUUGCCAUGAUGAGUGAGAAUUCUCUAAGCCAGUCACAGAAACCCACGACGCAGUUAGGAAUCAUACUGCAACAGUCGGAUCAGACCGGCUUGAAUACCAUGGGCGACAUCCGCACACUGCUAGAUAAUGGAUCGCCCAUGCUGCUAGAUUUCUUCGAACUCCCGACGGACUGUUCUUAUGCUCGUUUGACCGAAGGAGGAACAUGCCAGUUCUUCUCAUCGACCACUCAGAGCUUCUGGUCUGUGGUUCUCUACAUCGAGCCAAACACAGCGGGUCGUGAUUCUUUCUGCCGGAUAGCGGUCGUUAUUCAGGCGGAUAAGGCUUUUGACUUCCAACGAGUCCAUACGGCGAUCCGAGGAGCCUCCGAGAUCUAUCCGAUGUUGCUGCCGGUCGAGCUCUACAAAGCGCACGUUGAGUUCACUGCACGAACCUUUGAGAAAAUGCUCCGGACCCUGCGCGAGGUGGAUGCCGGAUUACUUAAGGAGCUGAAGGGAACCAGCAAGCCCGAUGAUGCAAGGCAAUCGCACCGCUUGCUCAGUAAGACGCUGCAUGAAUGUAGUAUGCAACUCGUCGAAUUAGGUCAGAGAUGGAGAUUCGAGAAAGAGUUCGGGGAACGGCUGAAGAAACACACCAGGUCUAAUGAGACAGCCAUGAGGACAAUUGCAAUCCUUGCUGCACUGUCAGAGAGUCGCGAGUUCGACAUGCAGACCCUCCCGUUGAAGGUGGAGAGUCAACGCAACGUGCUCUACGGUCUGAUCGCUCAAUUUGACAAUAAUAUGCAGUCCAGGCUAGCGAGGGAAGCUCUCCGGGAUUCCAAAGCAAUGAAGACGUUAUCAGUCAUCACCAUCGUCUUUCUCCCAGGGGCAUUUGUGGCCACGCUAUUCUCAACGAACAUGUUCGGUUUCCAGAAUAAUCGCCAGGAAGUCUGGAUUUAUUUCGUCAUCAGUGUACCUUUAACCGCAGUCCUAUUGGUUGCGUGGAUUCUCUGGCUGCGAAACACACCCUACGGUAUAGAUGCAGAGGAGAGGGGCGCACUUUUGAGUCAGGCCAAGGAUGACGAAGUGAAGAGAAGGAAGACAGACUGA